UUUUGUUGUCGAUGUAUGCUACGAGCGCGCGCGACCCGACUGACGCGGUAUCUGCGCGAUCUGGCAUUCAGAGGAGACACACCCGCGACAUUUUCGCUUGCUUUGGGGACACCGAGCAAAACUGGGGUGGGGCCAUUACCGCUGGCCGAUGUGCUGCGACGGACAGGCGUGAAGAUGGAGGAGUUUGCAGAGAAGCGGGCAGUGAUGUGGGCGGGGGAUAUUGAUAGCUCACUGCAGAAAUAUGAACAGGAGGAGACGCAGCUACCACUGUGGCUGGCGGUAUACCUGCUCAGCUUCAAAGUCCGCACCCCUGCCCAGGCCUCUGGGGCGGGUCUUAAACUAGCAUUGGGUGUGGGGAAAGAGGACCAGGCACCGCUGUUGGUUCUGUCUACCAUGCAUCUCGUGCGUUUCCGACUUAUGUCGCCAUUACAAAACAUCGUCGACGCUUUUCUGGCUACUCCACCUUCGCUGACACAUAAAGUGCACUUUAACCAUCUCCUCCUCGCUCUCUCCGCCCUGCGCUCUUCUCACGAUGCGCGCGCUCUUGUUAUCCAGUUGCUCGAAGCGAUGGAAGCCAGAGGAAUCCGACUGUGGGACCGCACUUGCACUGUCCUCCUCAAUGACCGUUACGCCGUGCUCAAGCUUACGCACUACCUCCACCAGCGGUCGCUACGUCUCCACGAAAAACCCACGCCUUCCCAUCUCAAAGUAUACCUCCGCACUGCGGCUAUUACUGGUGACCUUCCGCGUGCCGAGCAACACUUCGCCGCGAUCAAGGGUCGCGGGCCGAAGGCCGAGAACGUCGCACACGCAAAGCGGGAUCUGCGGGCUCACCGGAUCAAUGCGGCGCGAUCACAACUGAUCCGCGCACAACCUUCCUUUGACGAGGCCAUCCAGUAUUUCCAGAGGACGGUCGUCCAGAAAGCGAGCAGAGAGAAACCGUUCGGCAGAAUUGCGCUCAACCACCCACGGAAUCUAUUGGGCAAACGUGCUGCGGAUAUCAAGGACUGGAAUGCUGCUUUGGCAGUUGCAGAACGAGAUGGGACAGUCAAUGGGGGGCGGCUAAUCAGAGUGCUUGAGCGGCUCAGACCCAGUUUCGGAGAGUAUCGGCCAAAUGCGAGAACAUGGGAAAUUCUGGUGCGAGGGCUGUUGAAGAGGAGAGAGUGGAGACUGGCUUAUGACCGAUGGAAGGCAUUCUUGUCUACUGGUCAACCAAUGACUCCUGGGUUGUUGAAGAACGGGCUGCGGGCGAUGAUACUGGCAGGACAGCCGCACGAAGCAGUGGCGCUGCUGGAAGUUUAUCGCACCCUCGUAACUGCCGAAAUCAUUGAACAUGUCAUGGCCGCGCUGGUCGAAGUUUUGCGUCCAGAUGUGGUAUUCCGUCUCUGGGAUGCGCUGCAUACACUCUACCGUGUCACUCCGGCACCAGAGAUGCUUGUUCUCCUCUUCCGGGCGGCGCAACUCCCCCAUUUGUUGGACGACUCGUUUGCAGGGCAGAUGGCGCUACUCAGCUCCAAAUUCCAAUCGCCCUCUAAAACCCAGAAAACGCGAGAAGAGCUUGCCCGCGAUAUCUACGAACUCGCUUCAGAGCCGUAUCAAUCCGGGCUCUGGCGCGGAGAACAGGCGAGCCAAGUGGCCAGUGCAGAAUUAUACACCUUCCUUGGCCCCGAAACUAUGUCUCAGCUCGCUAGCGCUCCCCUGCCCGCCGCUGCCAUGCGCCCUCAUGCCGAAAGCGGACGCGUGGGAUAUGCGCUGCCCCCGCUCGACUAUGUCCCCCGCCGUCAGCACGAUAAUCGCGGUCACGUGCUUCUUUCGUCACGCGUCUGGGCAGAGUACAUCCUCCUCCUCGGGCUCACGCGGCGCGCGCCAGAGAUAGCACGUACGCUCGCCUGGAUGCGCACUCUUGGCAUCGCAUUAGAGACACAGACCGUCGGGUUCGCGCUGGCGUUUUGGGCGGAGGUGGCGGUGCAUCCGCCAUUACUAGGAGUGUUGAUGAAAGGACGAGGUGAUGGUUACGAGCAGCUGCGAGUGUGGCUCGCUGAGGAUGGGCAAACUGUACCGAAGGAAGAGGACGUGCGCGUGUGGCAUGCCAAGAUCGAGAUGGUGAGGCGGCUGAGGAGGGAGAGCGUGGAGAGAGGGAGGUAUCGAAUGGGCGAGGAGGCAAGGGUGUGGGCAAUGGAGAAGUGGUAG
Molecule: messenger RNA, 2190 nt
Organism: Mycena indigotica
Lineage: Eukaryota; Fungi; Basidiomycota; Agaricomycetes; Agaricales; Mycenaceae
Exons: 1
Coding region: 16-2190 (724 amino acids)
Molecular function (GO): protein binding
Source: RefSeq, a predicted model, not a curated record